AUGGGACAGUAUGGCACUCAAGACCAGGCCAAAGAUACAGCUGCAGUGUCAGCUAGUUCCGGACUUGCGGUCCUGAAUGCAUUCAAAACACACUGCUCGGGCACACGAACCAACACCGAGCUGGCCGUACUUGAGAGUCUUCGCUUAAUCCAUCCGGACAAGCAUAUUGCUGUACUCUCCCUCCCGCAUGUCGAUCUCCUAGGAUUUGCCAAAGCAGGACAUGCAAAGGCUCAUCUCUGCACCGCAGACCACAGUUACCACAUCACACGAUUAUACUCCCCACCUCGGACUCGCAUGACCAGUGGAGCUGGCAAGCUUGAUGAAAGCGUCGAUUUUGGCCUAUAUAAUUACAACUGGCAGAACCAAGAUUUCUUGCUCUACCGCAUUGUAUGGCCUGAUCCUUUCGAUGGUACGCAAACGUUCCAUUGUCUACUCACGGACAAGGUCGAAGGCUCCAGCAGACACUCUGAUAUCACCGAUUCUCUCAUAAUUGCCUGUGGAAAGUGGACUGGCGAGCUGCACGAGGAGAUAUAUGUCUUCGACGCCGGCCGAUGGAUCAAGAACGAGAAGCUCUGGCAGGCUGUCCAGACUUCAUCCUGGGAUGACGUUAUCCUUGAUCCAUUAAUGAAGGAUACUCUUAUCGGCGACGUGCAUUCCUUCUUUGACAGCCGAACAGUCUACGAAGAGUACUCGGUUCCGUGGAAGCGCGGCAUCAUAAUGCAUGGCCCGCCCGGGUGCGGUAAAACGAUCAGCAUCAAGGCGCUCAUGAACAGCUUACAAGCAAAAGAUGUGGCAUCGUUGUAUGUCAAGUCUUUUGAUGCCUGUCAGGGAUUGCAACAUUCUAUCCGAAACAUCUUCUCUCUUGCCAGGACAAUGGCUCCGUGCUUGCUGAUCUUCGAGGACAUCGAUAGUCUGGUAAAAGACGAAGUCCGCUCGUACUUCCUCAACGAAGUCGAUGGUCUCGACUCGAAUGACGGCAUCCUAAUGAUCGGGAGCACCAACCAUCUCGAGAAGUUGGAUCCUGCGAUUGCGAAAAGACCGUCUCGCUUCGAUCGUAAAUACUGUUUUAGGCUACCUGGUCAUGCGGAGCGAGUACUGUACUGCGAGUAUUGGCGAGGGAAGCUGCAGCGACACAAAGACUUGGGCUUCACAGACGAGGUCUGUGACAUCGUCGCGUCUCUCACAGAGGAGUUCAGCUUUGCUUACAUGAAGGAACUAUUUGUGCAAGCCUUGCUAGCCAUAGUAGGAGGCAGGACUAAUGUGGAGGAAGAGAUUGACGAGAGCGCUAUUUCGACGACAGAGCAGGCGACCAAAGCUGUGGAAGACUCUUCCAGGCUCGCGAGAGGGAAUGAGAAGGUGGUCAACGCAAGUGGCGAUGCCAAGGAGCUACCAGAGGAGACUGCAAAGGCAGAUGAGAAGCCCAAGCGUAAGCCUCGGAUAGUGCCUGAUGUUGUUAUACCAGAGCAUCUGCAGAGCAAUGCUCUACUUCGGCUGCUUAAGCGGCAAGUCGUUGCGUUGGUGAAAGACAUGGACGACUCUCCUGAUGACGAGACGGGCGAGCAGCCGAAGAAGGCUAAGGUGUUAACAUAG
Recurvomyces mirabilis is the source of this 1590-nucleotide messenger RNA. RefSeq lists its product as uncharacterized. Gene Ontology annotation, cellular component: cytosol; nucleus; VCP-NPL4-UFD1 AAA ATPase complex. The record is from RefSeq and is a predicted model, not a curated record. Gene Ontology annotation, biological process: autophagosome maturation; retrograde protein transport, ER to cytosol; mitotic spindle disassembly. NCBI's taxonomy places the organism in Eukaryota, Fungi, Ascomycota, Dothideomycetes, Mycosphaerellales, Teratosphaeriaceae. Gene Ontology annotation, molecular function: ATP hydrolysis activity; polyubiquitin modification-dependent protein binding; ATP binding. The transcript has a single exon. Bases 1 to 1590 code for a protein of 529 amino acids.